AUGGACAGGAAGAAGAAAGAUGGUGAUGAUGAGGAUGACGAUGACGAUGCCAACGACCCCGAAGCCAAAUGCAUCCACGAUAUAUAUGCCUACACAUAUCGAAACUCCGAUCAGCAACAUCAACAGCAGCAACAACAGCAACAAAUACUUAUGCAACAACAUCAACAAGAUGAUGAGAAAGUUGAAAUGUGCUGCCAGCAGGAUGGCAACCCUGGAUGUUGUGUUGCUGUUGAAAAGUUAGACUCCAGUGGGCAACCUACUGCUACUACUGUUUUGCAAGAACUGCAACCGCAAUCAGAUGACCUUCAACAUCAACAACAACAACAGCAACAUCAACAACAACAUUAUCUUAAACCAGAUCUCAAACUUGUCAUUCCAUGUCGUAGUAGUAGUGACGCACACGAAUGCCUCUCCAGAACUCGUUACCGAUGUCAAAGUCUCGAGUCUCCAUCAAUCCCUGAUUCGUCGUGCGGAGAUUCACUUUUAAAAUAUAAACAGCAGCCCUCUUUGGAUACUAUUUCUCAAGCAACAUUCAAGCCAGCAGCAACUUCCAAUGCCACUCCAACAUUAACUAUAACAUCAGCAACAUUAGCAGCAAGUCAACCAACAGCAGCAAUGGCAGCAGCAGUCCUGGCAGCAGACUCAACAGUGGCAGCAGCAACAACAACAACAUCAUCAGUAGCACCUCUGAUUUCUAUAGACGCAACUGACCCAACAACAACAACUGCAACAACUCAACAAUUUCUAGCAACAACAACAAUAUCACUAUCAACACCGGCGCAACAACUGCUAUCAUCAUCGGCAACAUCAGCAGGAGCUGCUGCAGCAACGACGAUACUAUCUCGAUCGCCGACUUCAUCGAAGCGCAAGUUCACAGUUAUCAAAGCCAACCUACCGUCGAUAUUCAGCAAACCAAAUCCACCUCCCCAGCCCUCGGUUCUCUACACCGCGCCCAUCACUAUUUCCGGCCCUAAACAAGAUGGCGGCAAGUCCGGAAACGAGGGUAAAGAUGUCGGUAGUGACCACGAUGAUGGCGGAACGAGAGAGGCGAAAGUUGUAAUUAUAAAUUAUAAAAACUCUCCUGACGAUAAUAACAAUAAUAAUAAUAAUAAUAAUAAUAACAAUAUACGUAGUGGUGGUAGUAAUGAUGCUAAUUUAGGAUCAUCAUCUUUAUCGCUGCCAUCAUCAUCGUCGUCAUCAUCGUCUUCGCCAUCACCCAUUGUACCUACUAUGGAAUCAGUUACAAUAUCAUCAUCGCCGUCAUUAUCAUCUUCGUAA
Molecule: messenger RNA, 1278 nt
Organism: Helobdella robusta
Lineage: Eukaryota; Metazoa; Annelida; Clitellata; Rhynchobdellida; Glossiphoniidae
Exons: 2
Coding region: 1-1278 (425 amino acids)
Source: RefSeq, a predicted model, not a curated record